GUGUGAACGCCCUACUCCAGCACUAUUUAAGCCAGAAGCUCCUGGUCCAAAUUCACUGCGAAGACCAGCAGCAAAGCUAGCUCUGCAGCCCCUCCAUCACAACACGCAAAUAUGAAGAACUUCAAUCAAGUGUUGGGUGUGUCGUUGCUUAUUGUCCUGCUUGGGAAGUCUCUCGGACAAAGCCAAAAUCAGGCUUUUAACGAUGCUGAGAAACUCCAGCUCCCUCAGUCCUAUCAGAUCAACUGGAUGAGCAACCUGAACGACAAUUUUUACCUGUCCCAACUCACCUUACCUGGCACCCACGACACCAUGGCACGGUACGGAGGUCCCGCAGUCGACUGCCAGGUCUGGACCUUGGAGGAUCAGCUGAAGGCUGGCAUUCGCUACCUGGACCUCAGAGCAUUCGCCUUUGGAGACUCGCUGCGCCUCAUGCACGGGAUCGUUUACGAGUUUUCUACUUUUAAAGAGGCCCUGGCCACCAUCAAGAAGUUCCUGUCCCAGUACCCAACCGAGACAGUCCUCGUCCGCGUGAAGCCAGAGUUGCUCAACAAAGAGAAUGUUCAGGGGUUGGUGGAGCAGGCCAUUUACAACGACCAGAACGUGUGGGUGUCCUCCACCGUCCCCACCCUCGGCCAGGUGCGAGGCAAGGUGGUGUUUGUGCAGAAAGAUAGCUUCAGGCUGGGUCUCCCUCUGGUGGAAACCGACACCAAGGGAGAUUAUGAGGUCACCCACAUCAAGCAUAAAGAGCAAGAGGUCUCUUCACACCUCAACCAGGCCUUGACCAAGUGUGGAGGAUCUUCUAUCAUUCUGACCUACUCCAGUGGCACGGGCAUCGGCACAUUCGAGGGCAUGUUCCUGACCCCCAAGAGAGUGGCGGAGAAGAUCGACCCAUGGCUCUACAGUUAUCUGGAAGUCUAUCUGAAUAACGUGCCUGACAUCUGCUUCGGUAUCAUCGCCAUGGACUUCCCAGGCCUUGAGCUCAUCCAGGCAGUCAUCAACUUUAAUCUCCAGUUAUAGACAGACUCUAAAUUGGCUUUUGCACUGUUAAGUAAAUGAUGAUAAGUUUCAGUUUAAAGUGCACGGCCCACCAGUAAAAAGCUAAAAACCUAGUUACUUUGUCUGCAUUGAUAAAACAAGAAACAUUUUCAGGGCACACCUGUUAUUGUACUGGAUUCCAUAUUAAAGUCUCAAAAAUGA
Messenger RNA from Astyanax mexicanus (Mexican tetra), 1197 nucleotides. Its product is annotated as 1-phosphatidylinositol phosphodiesterase-like. Gene Ontology annotation, molecular function: phosphoric diester hydrolase activity. The record is from RefSeq and is a predicted model, not a curated record. Lineage: Eukaryota; Metazoa; Chordata; Actinopteri; Characiformes; Acestrorhamphidae. The transcript is spliced from 3 exons. Gene Ontology annotation, biological process: lipid metabolic process. Bases 112 to 1017 code for a protein of 301 amino acids.